AUGCCGUUUGGAGCUUUUCCCCCGCAUGUUCGCCGCCGUGUUGCGGUGACGGGCCUCGGGGCCGUGACGCCGCACGGUCUCAGCGUGGCGUCGACAUGGUCAGCGCUGUGCGAGGGCCGUUCCGCCACCCGUGCACUCGCGGAGGUGCCCUUCUUCACCCCCGCUUACAUCGAUGCGCAGCCUGGCGCCACGGCAGCCGCAAAGCAGCAGCGGCGCGAGUUGCUGAUGGCCGCCAUGCCGUGCAAAGUUGCUGCGCCCAUCUGCGCGGCGCCGGGCGAGCCGACGUUUGCCGCCACCUCGCGCGAGACCCGGGCCACGCUUUUCGCCCACCACGCCGUGGAAGAAGCGCUGCUGCAGGCGCGGCUGCUAGACACGAAAGCUGAACGGCUUGUAACGCCAUGUGCGGCGGAGCGCGUCGGAGUCAACAUCGGCGUUGGGAUGCCGUCACUUGCCGAUGUUGGCGACGUCUCGUGCUACCUGUACGCCGACGCCGCGCGUGUACAGUACAGCCGCGUAAAC
Molecule: messenger RNA, 519 nt
Organism: Trypanosoma grayi
Lineage: Eukaryota; Euglenozoa; Kinetoplastea; Trypanosomatida; Trypanosomatidae
Product: beta-ketoacyl synthase family protein
Exons: 1
Biological process (GO): fatty acid biosynthetic process
Molecular function (GO): 3-oxoacyl-[acyl-carrier-protein] synthase activity
Source: RefSeq, a predicted model, not a curated record